Molecule: messenger RNA, 1122 nt
Organism: Varanus komodoensis (Komodo dragon)
Lineage: Eukaryota; Metazoa; Chordata; Lepidosauria; Squamata; Varanidae
Gene: KCNK9
Product: potassium two pore domain channel subfamily K member 9
Exons: 2
Coding region: 1-1122 (373 amino acids)
Biological process (GO): stabilization of membrane potential; potassium ion transmembrane transport
Cellular component (GO): membrane
Molecular function (GO): potassium ion leak channel activity
Source: RefSeq, a predicted model, not a curated record
AUGAAGAGGCAGAACGUGCGCACCUUAUCGCUCAUCCUCUGCACGUUCACCUACCUGCUUGUGGGGGCGGCUGUCUUCGACGCUCUGGAGUCCGACCACGAGAUGCGCGAGGAGGAGCAGCUGAAAGCCGAGGAGACCCGGCUCAAGGGGAAAUACAACAUCACCAACGACGACUACCAGCAGCUGGAGGAGAUCAUCAUGCAGUCGGAGCCCCACCGGGCUGGGGUCCAGUGGAAGUUCGCGGGGUCUUUCUACUUUGCCAUCACCGUCAUCACCACCAUAGGUUAUGGGCAUGCCGCCCCUGGGACAAAUGCUGGAAAGGCUUUCUGCAUGUGCUACGCAGCUCUGGGCAUUCCGUUGACCCUAGUCAUGUUCCAGAGCCUUGGCGAACGCAUGAACACCUUUGUCAAGUACCUCUUGCAACGGAUGAAAAAAUGCUGCAGGAUGAGGAGCACCGACGUCUCCAUGGAGAACAUGGUGGCCGUGGGCUUCUUCUCUUGCAUUGGCACCCUCUGCAUAGGAGCAGCGGCCUUUUCCCAUUGCGAGGAAUGGACCUUCUUCCAGGCCUUCUAUUACUGUUUUAUAACAUUGACUACAAUUGGGUUUGGGGACUAUGUGGCCCUUCAGACAAAAGGAGCCCUUCAGAAGAAGCCGCUCUACGUGGCAUUUAGCUUUAUGUACAUCCUAGUGGGGUUGACGGUCAUUGGGGCAUUUCUCAAUCUGGUUGUUCUCAGGUUGUUCAUGAACAUCGAGGAAGAGAGACGGGAGGCCGAGGAGCGGGCGUCCCUGGCAGGGAACCGCAGCAGCAUGAUCGUCCGUAUCCAGGAGGAUUCCCAGCACGGGCGGCCACGGUAUAAGGCUGAGGUUACAGACCUGCAGUCCGAUUGUUCAUGCAUGUGUUACAGGUCCCAUGAAUACACCAGCCGGGUUGUGUCCCACCAAAAUUCCUUCAGCUCCAAGCUGAACCUCCAGUACUUUCACUCCAUCUCCUACAAGAUAGAGGAGAUCUCGCCAAGCACAUUAAAAAACAGCCUUCUCCCAUCCCCUGUCAGCUCCAUCUCGCCCGGGUUGCACAGCUUUACAGAUAGCCACUGGCUGAUGAGACGACGGAAGUCCAUCUGA